Molecule: messenger RNA, 3531 nt
Organism: Aspergillus terreus NIH2624
Lineage: Eukaryota; Fungi; Ascomycota; Eurotiomycetes; Eurotiales; Aspergillaceae
Exons: 9
Coding region: 1-3531 (1176 amino acids)
Cellular component (GO): cytoplasm
Molecular function (GO): dipeptidyl-peptidase activity
Source: RefSeq, a predicted model, not a curated record
AUGGAUGAGAAGAUCAAACAGCACUACUUGGCGGACUCGCCGCCGACGGUCGUCCGCCUGGAGAUCAAAUCGCACUUUGAUAACCUCACAGACCCGAAGCUCCGGAAAUAUGCCCACUAUAUGAGCAGGGCCGCUUUUGAAGGUACCCGCAUCACCUUGCGUCAAGUCUCACCAGAGUCGGAGCCCAUCUAUGAUCUGAUCCUGUCCCUUUACCGCGCCUGCAAUGGCAAUUGGACCGAGCUUUCUCAGAAGACCAAUGUCAGCGACGAGCACCUUCGCUUUUUCCUCGAGUACGCGGCUCAGUUCCUUGGCAACUGCGGCAACUACAAGGGUUUCGGAGACUCGAAGUUCAUUCCUCGCUUGCCCGUCGAGUCCCUGGAGGCUUUGGCUUCUGUUACUCCCGAGACGAAGGCCGCCUUUCAAAAGGCGAACUCGACUGGAGGGGGUAUCUAUGAGACGAAGGAACAAUCACUCAUGCACCUGGGCUAUUCUGAAGCCGGUCAUAUGACGACUUACUACCCGGAUUCUCCGUCUAUCACGAAGGAUGAAAUCACGGCCAUUGGUGAUCUCAUGGAGAAGAAGGGACUGCCUCUCGAGAAUACAAGGCUGAAGAAGACUUCCUCGGGCGAUUACGAGCUGCUUGUUGCGUCGGGAAUCUCAUCGCCUCCUCCCCGGGACAGGGACCUGGGUGAUGUCGAUACACUAGAAUUAGAGGGCAGUCUAAAGGGAAAGAAGCUGCGUCUGGUUUUUGGUGACCACCUAGAAGAGAUGGCAAAGAUCGCCCACAGCAUAAAAUUGGCGGAGAAGAACGCCGCAAACGACACUCAGAAGCGCAUGCUUGAUGCGUAUGCCAAGUCCUUCGGUACCGGUUCGAUCGAGGCGUUCAAGGAGAGCCAGCGUAUUUGGGUUAAGGACCAGAAGCCGGCCUUGGAGUCCAACAUUGGUUUCGUCGAGACCUACAGAGAUCCUCACGGUGUCCGAGGCGAAUGGGAGGGAUUUGUCGCUCUCGUCAAUCUGGAGCGUACCAGAGCGUUUGGAAAGCUGGUCGACAGCGCUGAAAGCAUGAUUCCCAAACUUCCUUGGGGUGAAGAUUUUGAGAAGGACAAGUUCCUGAGCCCCGACUUCACGUCACUUGAGGUCUUGAGCUUCCAGUCGUCCGGAAUUCCUGCCGGCAUUAACCUUCCUAACUAUGAUGACAUUCGUCAGAACCUCGGCUUCAAGAAUGUUUCUCUCGGAAACGUGCUCGGUGCAAAGGCGCCCAAUGAGCCGGUGCCGUUCAUUGCGGAGAAGGAUCUGGAGGUGUACCGCAGGUGUCGCGAUCCGGCUUUUGAAGUCCAGGUUGGCAUUCAUGAGCUCUUGGGACAUGGAACGGGCAAGCUGCUCCAGGAGACCAGCCCUGGGCAGUACAACUUCGACAUCUCGAACCCUCCGGUCAGCCCGGUCACCAACAAGCCUGUGUCUAGCUGGUACAAGCCGGGCCAGACCUGGAGCUCUGUCUUUGGGGCCAUUGCCUCUUCCUACGAGGAGUGCCGCGCGGAAUGCGUUGCCAUGGUUCUUGGAUGCGACUUCAGCAUCUUGAAAAUCUUCGGGUUCGGUGAUGGGACCGUGGACCUGAAUAACGAGGCGGGCGACGUUCUCUUUGCCGCAUACUUGCAAAUGGCUCGUGCGGGUCUCGUUGCCCUCGAGUUCUGGGACCCUAAGACCCAGAAAUGGGGUCAGGCGCAUAUGCAGGCUCGCUACAGUAUUCUACGGACUUUCCUCGAUGCGGGCGACAAUUUUGUCAAGCUCGCCUACACCAAAGAGGAUCUGUCUGACUUGGAGAUCCAUCUGGACCGGUCCAAGAUUCUCACUCACGGGCGCCCCGCAGUCGAGAAGUAUCUGCAGAAACUCCAUGUCUACAAGAGCACAGCGGAUGUCGAAGCGGGCAAGAAGCUCUAUGAUGACAUCACGUCGGUCGACGAAUGGUGGGGAACAAAGGUCCGUGACAUUGUUCUGAAGAAUAAGAUCCCUCGCAAGUACUCUGUAUGUACUUGGCUGGUGACCGGAUGGUUAGUCAUCUGUUCAGCCUUUACGCGCCCUCUUAUCCAAACAAGUGUGCUUGCGAUCAACUCGGGACGAGACCCAUCGGCCAGCAGGAUCGCCGUCAGCCAAUUCCAAUCCAUCGCCAUAGAUCCCAACACCUUGUCGCGGCAAUCAGACUCCCCUGGCUCGCCUCCAAGGGCGCGGCCGAUUUGUCUAGCAGAUUCCGUUGUGGAGGAAGAAGACGACUAUUAUACCGCGCCGCCAGGAGAUCCCUCCUAUCUGGAGGCGUCAUCAUCCAGCCUCGCCUCGUCGCACCCUCCGCCCUUUUCGUCCCUCGUUUUUGGUCCCGUCUCCGAAUCCAGCCAUACCAAGGUCCCAGCCUCCCAGCCUGGGCCAGCUUCUGUCUCGACCUCUACUCCGCCGCCACUAGACGAGGAGCCGCUAGAGCCUGACCCAUCGUUGCCCAUCGUUGCCGAUACCAAGGCUUCGUUCACUCGCGAGUCAAAGGGAGAUUCUGCAGGAAAAUCAGCCGAAGACGGAGAGCCCCCUCCUCCCUAUACCGAAGGAUCUAGUCCCAUUCAAUCAUUUACCUACGUAAUGGCUGCAGCCGGAGGCGCGUCGAGUCUUAUCACGCAAGUGCAACAAGUGGGAGGUCCUCCAAUCAAUACACUAGGUGAUAUCGGUGGAGAUGAACAUAUCACUCUGGAACUCCGUUGCAGAGGAACCCACUUUACUUUGUCGCGCGAUGAACUUCUGACUCUCCCCGAAUUCGUGCUUUUAUCCCUCUUUCCAAAUGGUCUGCUUCCCGACGGCCAUAUGGGAACCUUCCAUGAAGGCGAUAUCUACCCCGUCGACUACGAUCCGGCGUCGCUCCAAUACAUGCUGGACUUUUUUCGUUCUGUCGCCCAAUCGAUCCCAUCUUCGUCGCCGUCGGCAUCUACAUCGCCAGAUCUAGAUAUGUCUUCCGAUUCCAUGCAGGGUUCCGCCAGAGAUAUGCUCCAUGAUCGGGCUGGGAUUAUCGUCUUGCGCGAGGAUCUCGACUUCUACGCGAUACCACCGCGACCGGAUAUAGAUCACACGGAGAUGAUUGAGGUCAAGCGUGCAGCAGCAAAGGCUUUGCUCAAGCAGGACGGGAUUUUUUCGGGCUUGCGGAAGAGUGACGAACCCGGUUCCACGGAACAGCACCUGAUUGAGAUGUUGACUGCAGGCGGUUUUGACCGUGACGACCGUUGGGGUCACCGGGCGCCAGAACCUAACAAGGCAGUGAUCUGUAGCCUUGCCUUGGCCAAGCUUCGCACAGAUAUCAGGGGAGAUCUGUCCAAUAACAAUACAGUUGGAAUGGCGCAGAAGCUUCUCCUGUUCUGGCGGAAGCCGGCGAGAAGAUGCUGGUGGGAGGGAAUUGAACUCGACGAUAUCGAAGGCGUUGAAGGCAAGGUCAAGAUCUGGAUCCGCAGAGUCUGGACUCUAGAAAUGGUGCGAUUCCACGAUGUUUGUCCUCGGGCUGAGUGA